AUGGCUAACAAUCUGAACGCAAGAAUGACUGUCACCCAGACCACCACCGUCAUCAUCAAUACGAUGAUAACGAUAACAACAACCUCCUCCGUUCCGGCUGCCCCGACUCCCUCGAACGACCCCUCUGCAAAACACCCUUCCUCCACCGCCUACGACCUCCUCCAGGCUUUUGGAACUGGGUGUUGGGAAUCUCCAUUUGCCUGGGCAUUCCGCUUGUCGCGGGCCUCUCUUAUUACCUGUCGAACCGGCUCCACAAGGAAGAUGUCCCGACCAACGCCGAUCUUCUUACUGUGGCUGCGACGCCGCAGACAGCCCUGA
Penicillium verhagenii is the source of this 318-nucleotide messenger RNA. RefSeq lists its product as uncharacterized. The coding region runs from base 1 to 318 and encodes 105 amino acids. The record is from RefSeq and is a predicted model, not a curated record. NCBI's taxonomy places the organism in Eukaryota, Fungi, Ascomycota, Eurotiomycetes, Eurotiales, Aspergillaceae. The transcript is spliced from 2 exons.